Messenger RNA from Penicillium macrosclerotiorum, 2100 nucleotides. Its product is annotated as transcription factor domain-containing protein. Gene Ontology annotation, biological process: DNA-templated transcription. The record is from RefSeq and is a predicted model, not a curated record. Bases 1 to 2100 code for a protein of 699 amino acids. The transcript is spliced from 3 exons. Gene Ontology annotation, molecular function: zinc ion binding; DNA binding. NCBI's taxonomy places the organism in Eukaryota, Fungi, Ascomycota, Eurotiomycetes, Eurotiales, Aspergillaceae.
AUGGAGCUGACCUGGCUUGCCGAUACCCCGCAGUCCCGAAGCAGGACGCGAGCCUUGCGGGCUUGUCCAGCCUGUCAGCGACGAAAGAAACGCUGCCGACAUCUACCGCCAAGUUCAGAUAUACUUCUUGGUCAGUUUGGGCCAUCUCGAAGCCAUAGAAUCUUGGCGUCAACCAGAUCUCCGAGCACUCCAGACCGGCAGCGAUCCUUUGGCCAAGCACCUGCUAGGGCGAAGUCCAUAUCGACAGAUCUGGCCUUGUCAUCGUUUUCUAGUACAGAGCGAUUUGUUGGAGACCUUAAUCCAGAGGCCGUUAUUCGAGAAAGGCUGAACGAGUCUUCUGACACUCCUCGACGAGAUCGCGUUGGACUCUGGAUCAGUUCUUCAGAAGCACAAAAUGCCGACGAGAAGCGGGAGAGGUGUCAGGCGACUGUCACUGAUCCCUUCUCUGCUCUGCCAUGCGCGCCUCCGUUCCUCGAUGGGCAGACUAUUGAAUCAAUUUUGCAUCAGCGGUAUAUGUCUGCAGUGCAAACAUGCAGCCCACUUCCAGAUGCGACGCGAGAUCCACUUACGACGAUAUAUUUCUCCAAGAUCAACCGAAUAACACCUUUGGUGGAUCAAAACACGUUUAUUAUGGCUCAAAGAGCUGGCUCAACAUCGACUUUUCUCGAAAGGGCCAUUUGUCUAGUUGCAGCUAAAGAUCAAUCAGCAAGUCCUCAUCUGCGGCUGGUGAAUGACGGGCCGGUUCUCACAUCACGACAAUUCUGCACAACCCUCUACAAAGGACUUGUCGCUGCCAUGGACGCCGAGUUAGAGCCCGAUCGACUAACUCGGGUUCGCGUACUAGCACUGAUGUCUCUGCAUUGCGAGGGAUAUGAGGGGGCUGAGGCAGCAUCCCUGCACUUAUGCCAGGCCAUCCAUCAAGCACAAACGGUGGGUUUGCAUCUUGACCGGCCGGGCCGAACAUCUGAAGACCCACUUUUUAGGUUGUUCUGGUGCCUAUGGACUUUAGACAAGAUGCAUGCAAGUAUUGGCGGUCGCCCAGUUCUUCUCGCAGAUCGUGAUAUUGGGAUCGAGAAACCGAAUAUGCAGGCACAGGGCCCCCAUGGCGCGUUCGGGGUGUGGCUAGCAGUGUCGGACCUGCUGGCAACAGUGAUAUCCUUCUAUCGGCCCUCUGCAGGUGUCACCAAUGGAUGGGAAGAAGGGUUCCCGGCCUUUGAAGAUAUCGUGGGUGUAAAUACUCACGCCGAUCUAGAUUUUUCUACUCUCGGCGUUUUAGAGCUCUACUACCACUGUGUGGCGAUUCUCUCUUGUCGAUAUAAAUUGGCCGAGAGCUUUGAUGGUUCCAAAGUAUCAUCCAUUCGACAAGGGCUUGCGGCUGUACGUAUCUGCUCGAUCGUGGCAUCUGAAUGUGUGAACAAUCUUCCACCUCUCCCAAUUGUACCCUACGCCAUUUCGCUUUCCAUGGGAGUUUCAUAUCGGCAACUUCGCUCCAGUAAACUGAUCACACACUUUGACCGAGCGAGAGGAAGCUUAGAAGCAUGCUGUGCUAUGCUAGAGGACCUGGGCCCCCGCUGGUAUUCCGCGGAGGCAAUGGCUCGUCUCGGCCGUAAAGCGUUACAACACAUCAAUCACGACCAUCCUGCGCAUCGAAGCGUAGCGACUUCAAUUGAACACCCUCAUAUCCCCGCAGACCUGCCCCGCUUGGAAGGUUCUGAUAGUACCGCAAAUUCCCUUGAUGACCUACCUUCGACUCUUCAGGGGCCCUCGCAGAUCAUGUCAACCGUACCAUCCGUGGUCCCUGGUCCCGAGGUUCCAAUGGGUUGUCCAUCUCCAUCGGAGAAUGACGUUGACAGUGCCAUGCACGGGUUUGCUGAUAUCGACACCUUAUUUGGCGACUUCCUAGAUCUGUCGUUGCCGACAAACUUCUGGGACCCUAUCUUUGCAGAGGAGGAACCCCCGAGAGUCAACCUGGAUGAUCUUUCCCUCAAGUCUAUGUUCGUUCGCUUGACUAUGGGCUCAUUUCUAGCCCCAUCUUCGCCGUUCACCUGUCUGGGAGCGAUUCUAUAUAUCUAUACCUCCAGUAGUCCUUUCGCGAACUAG